UCCCGAAUAGUUUUUGGUUAAUUUGUUAAUAGCUUUUAAAGUAAAUUGAGCACGAUGUCGCUAAACCCCCAGUACGAAGAUAUUGGCAAGGGCUUCGUCCAGCAGUACUAUGCCCUGUUCGACGACCCGGCAAACCGUGCAAGCGUGGUCAAUUUCUACAGCGCAACAGAAUCCUUUAUGACCUUCGAGGGCCAUCAGAUACAGGGAGCUCCUAAAAUAUUAGAAAAGGUUCAGAGCCUGAGUUUUCAAAAGAUUACAAGAGUGAUAACUGCUGUCGACUCGCAGCCCACCUUCGAUGGAGGAGUGCUCAUUAAUGUCCUGGGACGACUGCAGUGCGACGACGAUCCCCCGCAUGCCUUCUCGCAGGUCUUUAUGCUGAAGGCCAAUGCAAACUCGUUCUUUGUGGCCCACGACAUUUUCCGUCUAAAUAUACACAAUACUGCAUAAGUAAUAUCCAUAAAAACACAUAACCACACCCAAAGAUGCGGCGCAGAACAAAACGGAAAAGCUCAAUAAAAAAAUCAGACAAUUCGUCAAAAAAAAAAUUAUUGGAACAGCUCAGCAACACUACAACAUAGAAAGCCAGUAACAGCUUUGAAAUAUCAACAAAAACUCAACAACAGCAAUAUAAUGUAAAGAGAAAAUCAACCGCAGCUUCAUCAAAAGCAUCGCAUGGCUGUUUGUUGCAUGGCUUUCUUUGUUGUGUUGUUGUUAUGCUCUCUAGAAACAACUCAGCAACCGUGGAACAGCAACACAUCAAUGUCCACAAUUCAACAACAACCACAACAACAGCAGCAGCUCAACAACAACAACAACAACGGCUAGCUCAAUCCAUGGCUAGGGUAGGAGGUCCAUGCCUAUGGCCAGACGCAUACGCAGUGCCGCAGCAAGUUCUCACGUUUAUCAGGAAUGAACAAAACAGAAUGAAAAAAGAAAUUAAAUUCUAAUUACUAUUACUAUUACUAUGUAAACGAAAUGAGCGAAUGCCGCGCUCCGAUCCCCUAUACAUAUUUUUUUCGGACCAUUUUCCAUGUCAAUGACUAAUUUAAAAAGCGGACGAUUUACUUUUUAUUGAGACUAAAUCUCACACAAAACAGACAAAUUAUUACACUUACAUUUAAGCGAGUUUAGGGGACAAGGACGAUCAUAUUGACGAGAGUAAGAGAGUGACUAACGUGUAUGCAAAAUGUACGAGCAAUCUUAGAAUGUGUGUAAAGCAAUAGCAAUUGUAAAAAUCUGAUGCGUCUGAUGCGUUCGAUCACAGAGAGAAUGGAUGCAUGCGAGCUGCUAGAGUAGCUAGCAGCGUCUCCCAUCACUCUCUGGGAAUCUAUCGCAUCUAACAGACGCAUGGAAUCGCUGAAGACGAUCUGAACGUAUGCAAAUGUAAUCUAAGAUGCGUUUCUGUGGCGAAGGCAACGCAAUCGAAAAUUAUUGUAACAAUCAUAGAUGCAUCCAAUCGUUUCCAAUUGUGUUUUAAAAUCUAAGAAUGCACCCGAGGGAAAGCGCUAGAGUGGCUAUAACCUCUGCAGUUGUAUUAAUCUAAGGCAUCACCACCAUCACACACAGCACAGCACGUUGGGUAGGUUCGGUAGGGGAGAACUUGGGGGAGCUCGCUAGUAAGUUGUAAGCUAUUCAGUUGUAUGUGUGGUUAGUGUUAUUCUAAAGAGCGAAUGUUUGAGUAAAAAAUAUAUAAAUAAAUGAAAUUAAAUGAACUCUAAA
This is a messenger RNA of Drosophila persimilis, 1719 nucleotides long. RefSeq names its product probable nuclear transport factor 2 (gene Ntf-2). Lineage: Eukaryota; Metazoa; Arthropoda; Insecta; Diptera; Drosophilidae. Gene Ontology annotation, biological process: protein import into nucleus. The transcript has 4 exons. Bases 55 to 447 code for a protein of 130 amino acids. Gene Ontology annotation, cellular component: nuclear pore central transport channel. The record is from RefSeq and is a predicted model, not a curated record.